Molecule: messenger RNA, 1916 nt
Organism: Syngnathus typhle (broad-nosed pipefish)
Lineage: Eukaryota; Metazoa; Chordata; Actinopteri; Syngnathiformes; Syngnathidae
Product: guanine nucleotide exchange factor for Rab-3A-like
Exons: 12
Coding region: 211-1479 (422 amino acids)
Biological process (GO): exocytosis
Cellular component (GO): Golgi to plasma membrane transport vesicle
Molecular function (GO): guanyl-nucleotide exchange factor activity
Source: RefSeq, a predicted model, not a curated record
UAGUUGUGGGCCAGGAGCUGUUAGUGGUGUGAGUGAUUAUUAACCCCUGCUGUCUAACCAGAAAAGCAGCGGCAAGGGCGAAGUGCGGACACGGCUCGAUCAGCAAAACUCCUGCAACGCUCUUUCAUGUUCGACUUUGAGGCCACCCAUAAGCUCUGGUCCAAUUGUUUACUUCCACACAAUUGAACCAGAUUUCUUCUUUUGAGUGACAUGGAUGCUUUCGAGGGAAUUCACAGUGUUCGGAUUUCCCCCUCUCCGCCGCCCCCGACCUCGUCCGGUCGAGCCUAUGAAGUCCUGAAGGCGGGGAGGUCGGGAAUAGCAGUGUAUUCCUCUGCUGUGUUCUUUGGGACGCCAUCCGAGGCUGAGGAGAAGGGCUGUGUGGUAGGAAGGUUGGUAGAUCUGGAUCCCGAGCCAGAUCCCAGAUUGGAGGGAAGAGGCCAGGUUGGGCCCACACUGGAUAUAGACCAUGAAGUCCAGUCCCGCGUGCGCAGCACCUCCUUGGAAAUGCGAGAGAAAGAAAUUCGCGAAAAAGGCUCGGAGAUCCUCAGCGAACAGUUAGAUGCUGCAAAGAAGGAACUCAAACUAAAAGAUAAAGAAUGUGAGCGUCUGUCACAGGUCAGGAUUCAGUUGGAGCAAGAACUAGAGGAGCUCACCGCCAGUUUAUUUGAGGAAGCUCACAAGAUGGUACGCGAGGCAAACGUCAAACAAGCAGGAGCAGAGAAACAACUGAAGGAGGCUCAGGGAAAGAUUGACGUCCUUCAAGCUGAAGUGACGGUGCUCAAGUCUCUGGUGUUGACCUCCACUCCAUCCGCGCCCAACCGCCAACUGCAUCCUCAGCUGCAGCUCCCCAUCGGCGGAAACAAUCGCAACAAGAGUAUGAGCGGCGGAUUCCCGUCCCCACCUGGCAAACCGGACCCUCCGUCACUUCCCGUUCAGCCCGUGGUCAAAGAGGACCGAGAGAUGGACUCGGUCCUAUACGCAGAGUUCCUCAUGUGGAAAGAGCAUCCGAGUCUAGAUCGCUCAUCUGCGCUCAUGAGUCGCAUCUACAGAGAAGACAUCGGGCCUUGUCUCUCUUUUACGCGAUCUGAGCUGUCCCAGCUGGUGCAGAGCGCCGUAGAAAACAACUCUCUGACUAUCGAACCCGUGGCCAUGUCAGCGUUACCGAUAGUUAAAGCCUCGGCCAUCGAAUGUGGAGGACCUAAUUACUUUAGGGCAGCAGUGGAGACAAAAUGUGCACUAAGCGGCGUGUCGAGACAGUGCAGACAUCGCAUUAAACUCGGCGAUAAGGGCAACUACUACUAUAUUUCCCCCUCCAGCCGAGCACGGAUCACGGCCGUGUGCAACUUUUUUACAUAUAUCCGCUACAUCCAGCAAGGCUUGGUCAGGCAUAAUGCCGAGCAGAUGUUCUGGGAGGUGAUGCGACUACGAAGGGAAAUGAGUGUGGCGAAGUUGGGUUUUUUUCUCACAGAGCAGAGUUAGAUGACCAGAUUGAUCAGCAUGAUAUGACACGUAUGGUUUACAAAGAGGUCAACCGAGAAAACAGUUAUACAAUAAAAGGCAAAGUACAAAAGUGCUUAUGAUCUUUCCGUGCUUAGUUUUUAAUCUUGUGCAUAAAGUCCCCCACUAUGUUAUUUGUCCAUACAAAUGCUUUUCAAGCUCUAAAAUCUAAAAUACACAAAUGACGUUUUGCACAUCCAAAAUUAACACAAUGUAUGAGCCAUUGACAGCAAUGCAUAAAUGUAGUCCAUAGCUAUGUUCUGUCAUUUUGCAUCGGUUAUUUUACCUCAUUAUGUAUUAUUAUAGUUUUUAUUUUGAAUAGUCAACUGUAUUUUGAAGGUGACAAUGAAGAAAUAUGUAGGUGCAAUAAUCGCUUGUAUGGCAUUGAACUGCCAACAUUAAAGUUUGACUAUGCCGUA